This is a messenger RNA of Homarus americanus (American lobster), 2174 nucleotides long. Its product is annotated as chitin deacetylase 1-like. Gene Ontology annotation, molecular function: hydrolase activity, acting on carbon-nitrogen (but not peptide) bonds; protein binding; chitin binding. The transcript has 7 exons. Gene Ontology annotation, cellular component: extracellular region. NCBI's taxonomy places the organism in Eukaryota, Metazoa, Arthropoda, Malacostraca, Decapoda, Nephropidae. Bases 80 to 1678 code for a protein of 532 amino acids. The record is from RefSeq and is a predicted model, not a curated record. Gene Ontology annotation, biological process: carbohydrate metabolic process.
GUGGCGAGGUGGGUCCGCGGGUAUAUAAGGCGGGAGCGGCGGCAACUCUUCUCAGUGCACGGUCUGGCCGGGAGUCAUCAUGACCAGAUUACGAAUUGCGGUACUAACGCUUGCCCUUCUUGGGAUUGCGGCGGCCAAUAUUGUGAAGCGACAAGCUGAAGGCGCAGGGGAUGAAGCCGAGGCCUUUGCUUUAGCGCUGUGCUCUGACAAGGGUGCCGGAGAGUGGUUCAGGCUCGCGGUUACUGACUGUCGCGAUGUGAUCCAGUGUACCGACGCAGGUCUACAGGCUUUGCGUUGUCCCCACGGCCUGGCGUUCGACUUGGAGCUGCAGACAUGUGACUGGGGAAUAAAGGUGACUAACUGCAACGAGAAGGUGAAGACGAAGAAGGUGAAGCCGCUCCUCAACACCGUCGAGCCCCUCUGUCAGGAGAACUUUUUGGCGUGUGGUGACACAACCUGUAUGGACAGGACACUCUUCUGUGACGGGAAGGCUGACUGUAGCGAUGGUUCUGACGAAAACGCAUGUGACAUCAACAGUGAUCCCAACAGUGCCCCGACCUGCAACGCUGAGGAGUGCCGCCUACCUGACUGCUUCUGUUACAACGAUGCCAAUGAGAUCCCACACAACAUGCAGACGACCACUGUGCCCCAGAUGGUCACGAUCACCUUCGACGACGCCAUCAACAACAACAACAUGGACUUGUACCAGCUGAUCUUCGACCAACGCCUCAACCCCAACCAGUGCAGCAUCAAGUCCACCUUCUUUGUUUCCCACAAGUACACCAACUAUUCUGCCGUGCAGGAGAUGCACCGCCUGGGACACGAGAUCGCCGUCCACUCCAUUAGCCACAGCGAUAAUGAGACCUACUGGAGUACAACAAGCGAGGAUAUGUGGGAGCAAGAGAUAGCUGGAGGGCGCAUCGCCAUCGAAAGCUUUGCCAACAUCACCGAUAACUCUGUCAUCGGCGUACGAGCCCCGUUCAUGCGUGUAGGCGGCAACAACCAGUUCAGAAUGAUGGAGAAAAAUACUUUCCUGUACGAUUCAACCAUCGUGUCGCCCAUGCAAAACCCACCACUUUGGCCCUAUACCCUCUACUACCGCAUGCCGCACGCCUGCCACGGUAACAACCAGAACUGCCCAACUCGCUCCUUUGCUGUGUGGGAGAUGGUCAUGAACGAGAUGGACCGCCGCGAAGAGCCAACCCUCGAGGAGGAGCUGCCCGGCUGUGCUAUGGUCGACUCUUGCUUCUCCAGCAAGCCCACCGCUAACCAGUUCUACAACUUCCUCCAGAACAACUUCGAUCGUCACUACCUCACCAACCGCGCUCCUCUUGGUCUCUACUUCCAGUCUGCCUUCCUCAAGAACAACCCAGAGAUCCUGGACGCCUUCCUAAUCUGGCUGGAUGACACACUGGCCUCAAACAAGGACGUGUACUUCGUUACCAUGACGCAGGUGAUUCAGUGGAUGCAGGAUCCAAGACCCACUAGCCAGUUGGUGAACUAUGAACCCUGGAGGGAGAAGUGCGACCCCCAAGGCCCUCCCUUCUGCUACGGCGGCACCAACUGUGAACUGAGCUCUGACGAACUGCCGGGCCAGACGGUGCGCCUCAACACAUGUAUGCGCUGCCCCAACAAGUACCCCUGGCUAAAGGAUCCUCGGGGUGAUGGAUUCUUCUAAACUCCUUCACUACCGCCAUACUACUAAGGCCUACCCUCCUGGGUGAGCCAGUUCCCCUUUUCCUGGGUGCAGUUUCAUCCAUGUAAAUAUUGUUUUAUAAUUUGUACAUGAUUGUGUCUAGGCAAACGUUUUCGCAUUCAAGACGGACAUAUGCCUGUCAGGCCGAGGGGUGAGGACCUACUGCUCAACGCAGCACAACAACAAGCCGUAAAAAGUCUAGCUGCAGGAAAAUGCCGGGGUUUCAAAAAAACCCUGCCCAUAGUGGGUCACGUCCCCUAGAGGGUUACCCAUGGGGGGCCCCUUCAUAUUUAUUGGAGAUGGAGGCGCCCUUCCCUCUUCCUGUGGUCGCCCACACCAUCGGUCCUCUAAGGUGGCUGCUACAACCCACUUACAUCUGAGGGUUUACCAGUUGUUUUGAUCGUCUAGAAUUUUAGCGUCACUUGUUUUUACCUUCCAUAUUAUGUUUUAUGUUACUCAAUAAAACCAUUAUUCCUCA